Molecule: messenger RNA, 1733 nt
Organism: Paramecium tetraurelia
Lineage: Eukaryota; Ciliophora; Oligohymenophorea; Peniculida; Parameciidae
Exons: 6
Biological process (GO): protein phosphorylation; mitotic DNA damage checkpoint signaling
Cellular component (GO): cytoplasm; nucleus
Molecular function (GO): ATP binding; protein serine/threonine kinase activity
Source: RefSeq, a predicted model, not a curated record
AUGACUGAAUAAAAAGUAAUUUCUAUCUUUGAUUUUGGAAAAACCAGGAAUAAAUUUUGGUAAACAUGUGAUAAGUCUGUAUUGGAUUCCUAAACAUUUUUAGUUGAAUAAGAAUUUUUGACUGCAGGAAAAGUUAGUGUCAAAUAAGUCUUGAUUGUACUUGGAUUAGAAUACAUUUAUAAAGUCACUUUAGACAAAUUGAAAUGUGCACCUCUCAUUACGACUCAUUUGACUUACAUAGAACCAGGAGCUGAUCAUCUAGUGCAAUUAAAUUCUGAUGAGCAGUAGUAUGGGUUCAGAUUAUAAUACCAAACAAAAACCUUAGAGAUUUUUCUAUCUGACAAGUCUUGUUAUGAUCAAUGGAAAAUCCACCUCAGAAAAGCUUGUUUAUUAGAGAAUUUUCAUGAGGCUUAUAUGGUUUCUAAAUUAAUUGGAAAGGGGAGUUUUGCAAAAGUUUAUCUUGCCACCAGAAAAGAUAGCAAUAUUUAAUAUGCUGUCAAGGCAUUUAGCAAGUCUUUUAUGAUGCAAUAGCACAAAGGUAUUGAAAGCCUCUUGAAUGAAAUGAAAGUAAUGAGAAGAUUAAACCACUCAAAUAUUGUAAGAUUACAUGAAGUACAUGAAACAGCUAACUCUGUUUAUUUCGUAGUUGAUAUUGUGGCCGGAGGUGAACUACUUUAAAGAGUGAGAGAAACAGGAUUUUUACCUGCUGAAACCUUGUAGAGACUAGCCUUUAACCUAUUAUCAGCACUGAAUCACAUGCAUCAAUUCAAUAUAGCUCACAGAGAUCUUAAACCUGAAAAUCUACUACUGAAAUCUUAUGAAAACAAUCACGAUAUUGUAUUAGCAGAUUUUGGAUUGGCAGCAUUAUUACAGGAUAAUAAUAUUUUAUUUAAAAGAUGUGGUACUCCUGGGUUUGUUGCUCCAGAAAUCUUGGAAUAUAUCGAUGGACAUUAAAUCUAUGAUGAAAAAUGUGAUGUUUUUAGUGCUGGAAUCAUCUUGUACUUACUAAUUACUGGUGAUUAACCAUUUUCAGGUAAAGAUUAAAAAGCCAUCUUGAAGGCCAACAAAGAUUGUUUCAUCGAUUUUGAAGAUUCUUUAUUUAAAUCUGCGCCAAUACAACUUUAAGAUUUAAUAAGAGCUAUGUUGUUGAAAAAGCCCCAAGACAGAUUGAAUUCAAGUGAAUGUUUGAGACAUCCAUAUUUUAAGGAAUUGGCAAAAGAACAAUAAGUUAAAUAAGAGAAUUAUUAACAAAAUUUGAAUGAUUAUAAUUAGUUUUACAAGAAUAAUGUCAGAAUGGGAUCUAUCGAUCUGAAUUUAGAAUAGAGAUAACCAGCCUUUACAGGAAAUUUAAAUUCAAUUGAAUCAAUCUCAUGUGUGUCCAAUAAUUCAUUUGCCAAAAUCGAAAUGAAAGCUCCUUCUGUAGUUGGUGCUUCCAAAUUUAGUUAAUACAGUUGUAAAUGAAACAGAUUAGGAUCCAGGGAUAUAUCUGAUAUCCCGACAACAUAAUUACAAAAAACAGAAUCAGAGAAGCACAUUGACUUGCAUAGAAUUGCUAUUCAGAAUUCACAUAGGAAACAGAUUUAGGAUUAGUUUGAAGAAUAACCUAUAAGAACUGAAGGGUCAGAAGCCAAUGUGAUGGCCAGAUCAUCAAACUCAACAAGACAAAUUCGUAUUCCUGAGAAUGUGUCAACCUUUUCCUAACCUAGCAAAUUAGCAUCUACUCCAACUAAUAG